Molecule: messenger RNA, 567 nt
Organism: Dentiscutata erythropus
Lineage: Eukaryota; Fungi; Glomeromycota; Glomeromycetes; Diversisporales; Gigasporaceae
Source: the annotation of a GenBank genome assembly
AUGUUCAAAGUACAUAAAUACUUUAAGCACAAAUAUAGUGAUUGGAAUAUAGUCGGGUUCUUAAAUAACUGUGAUUUGGAACCCUUUCAGAGAAAAAUAGAUGCUUACAUUAAAAGCCUUGAAAAGAUUAAUAUGGAAAAAGGAGGAAGACAAAGAAAAGCACGUCUGCUUUUUGGCAGAUAUCGAAAAGCACACUUUUCGCCGAGCCACAAAACCAGUAUUAGAGCACAAGUGACUUUCUCGGUUACUUGCCGUUCAAGGCUUCUUGCCGAUCUAACACUGGACUCAUUGGAGUUAGGUGACCGUUUCGGUUACCUGGUGCUCAAUUGGAUAAAAAUUGAAGGGUCUAUUAAUGGAAUAAUUAAUAGUGGAAAUGUAGGAACAAUUAAUGAGCAACAAGAUUCACCGCUCAGAAGAUCACCGAGAAUAAAAAAAGUGAGUUGCAACAAAAAGCCAAAUAGAGCGAAUAACGCCAGCGAGCGAACCCAUGAAGAAAUAUCAGAUGAAAAUUCUGAGGAAUACAAUGACGAUGAGAUCGAUGAAGACAACGAUGAUGAGAUCGAUUAA